Molecule: messenger RNA, 666 nt
Organism: Monoraphidium neglectum
Lineage: Eukaryota; Viridiplantae; Chlorophyta; Chlorophyceae; Sphaeropleales; Selenastraceae
Product: putative LEC14B like protein
Exons: 6
Coding region: 1-666 (221 amino acids)
Biological process (GO): proteasome-mediated ubiquitin-dependent protein catabolic process
Cellular component (GO): Cul4-RING E3 ubiquitin ligase complex
Molecular function (GO): protein binding
Source: RefSeq, a predicted model, not a curated record
AUGAUCGCCAGCGGCAGCGACGACUCCACCAUCAAGGUCUGGGACCGGCGGCUGGCGGGCACCUCGUGCCGCCGCCCCGUGGGCAUCCUGCUGGGCCACACGGAGGGCCUCACGCACCUCUCGGCGCGCGGCGACGGCAGGUACCUGCUGUCGAACGCGAAGGACCAGACCGCGCGGCUCUGGGACGUGCGGCGCAUGCGGACGCCGCAGGAGGCGCGGUCGCUGCCGCCGGCGUCGUUCCCGCGGCAGUCCUUUGACUACCGCUGGCAGGGCUACCCAGCCGCUGGCUAUGAGGUCAAGCACCCUCAUGACAGCAGCGUCCAGACGUACCGCGGCCACAAGGUGCUGCAGACGCUUAUACGCGCCUACUUCAGCCCCGCCCACAGCACAGGGCAGCGCUACGUCUACUCGGGGUCCUCCUGUGGCAGCGUCUUCGUGUGGGACCUCGUCACAGCACGCCAGGUGGCCGUGCUGCACCACCAUCGCGAGAUCGUGCGCGACUGCAGCUGGCACCCGCACGAGCCGGAGCUGGUGUCCGUGUCAUGGGACGGCACGGUGGUGCAGUGGGACGCCGCGGCGCCGGGGGCAGGGCCGGCGGACAGCGCCGAGGCCGCGCUGCGCCGCGAGGCGGCCGGCUACGGCGACAGGUUUGACGGCAUGUACUGA